UCGUCGAGUGUGGUUGUCGCGGUGAAGCGCUCAAGACUGUGACAGACCUCUGCGAGCGUUGAGAUUGCAUGGUGGGGCAAUAUUAAGUCUUAGAAGUUUUGUGUUCAUAGGAGAGUUCCACCAUGAUUUAAUUCUCUCUUAUGUAUGUGGAAUCAAGUGAUAAAAUUGUGAAGGAUUUGGUGAUGGAAAAAGAUUCCGUGUUUGAUUUGCUCUAAAGAAAUACUACUGUUUUGAAACUACGUCUUCGCGAGAACCUAAACUAACCGGCUCACCCUUGAUCAUAGAUGUGUUUGUGAAAUUUAAGGAACCUGAAAGGAAGUUCCUUAAUUUUUUUGGUUCUUGUGAGUAAAUCCAGUGCCUGAUAAUUCAUGAAAAUCUUUAAUGAGUUGUAAUAUAGACUCAUUAAGAAGAGUAGCAUGGAUCGUGCUGCUGCAACUCUCAUGCUGAGGAUUAUUCUGCUGCUCUUGUGUGCCAUUAUCACCUCAGCACGAAUAACGCAUGGACCGCCUGUGAUCACCGAACAACCGAAAGGAGGAGUGGUCCGCCGUAAUGACCCUUACACUCUUAACUGCGCCGCCCAGGACGCUAAGACAAUAUCCUGGUACCACAACGGGGAGCCGAUAACUGACCUCCUCAAAGAUCCUAGUUCUCCCAGAAUUUUGCUACCAUCUGGAUCCUUAUUCUUCCUUAGAGUCGCCACUACGAAGAAAGUCAACGAUGCUGGCACCUAUUGGUGCGUCGCUCAAAAUUCGGCUGGAUCCGUGCGGUCCGACAACGCUACCAUCGAAGUUGCUGCAAUUGACGACGAGUUUCUGGAAAUUCCCAGACCAACCAUAAAUGUGAUAGCUGGAGAGGCGCUGACUUUGCCUUGUCGUCCUCCUAAAGGCACUCCUGAACCUCAAAUUAAUUGGCUCAAGAACGGACAGGUGAUAGAGAGCGAUGGCAGAGUCUACACCUCCGCCAGCGGCGAGCUCAGAUUUCUCGUGACGAAAGCCGAGGACUCGGCUACGUAUGCAUGCCAAGCGUCCAAUGCUGCUGGAACGAAAAUCAGUGCACCCACUGAGAUCACUGUCAUGGAUCCCCCAAGCUUUGUGAUCGCUCCAAAAAAUCGAACCGUCACCACAGGAACAAUAUUAUCUCUUCCGUGCCAAGUUUCGGGUUUCCCAACACCCAAAGUUGAUUGGCUGCGGCUUGAUGGAAAGAUUCCAUUAGGAAGAGCCAGCGUUUCAUCCGAGAAUUCAUUGCAGCUAACACAAGUAACAGCGUCGGAUUCUGGCAUUUACGCUUGUGUGGCUGAAAAUGAAGCUGGUAUGAUAAGAGCUGAGGUUCACGUUGACGUCUUGGCAUUACCUUUCUUCAAGGAACGUCCGAAUGACCACGUUAUAGAAGUAGGUUCGACUCGAUUACUGCCAUGUAUCAUGGAUGGGGAUCCUCCUCCUAUUUUGAUGUGGCGCCUGCCCGGUGAAGACCCAACUGACAUUCUCCUUCCUGGACAUAAAAAAGGUCACAAUAGAGUCGAAGAAGACGGGAGACUUGUGAUGGAAAACGUAAAACUCUCAGAGUCCGGACUUUAUACAUGCAUGGGAACCAACUCGGGUGGUGGUGUAAGUGCACGAGCGAAAAUUUUAGUGGUUGAGGCAUUUCCUCCUCCAGUGGUGGGUGUUGGUCCCCAAGAUCAGACCAUUAGCAAUGGAGAUCACAUGACGCUUCCCUGCGAACCCGUGAGUGAAUCUUCAGAGGCGUCAGUGUCCUGGUGGUUCAGACCAGCGGCUCAUUUACCGCAGCAUGAGAUUGUCGACGAUCCAUCACGCGGUAUAUCUUUAUCAGCUAAUCACGCACUCACAAUUCGUAACACGAACAGAUCUAAUAGCGGAAUUUACACCUGUCGGGUGACAGCUGCCACAGGUAAUGCUGAAGCCACGGCUGUUGUUCGUUUCGAGGAGAAUGAAUUACUAGGGCACAGGCUCGAAAAAUUAUUACCUGCUCCUCCAUCUAAGCCAAGGGUAAGAGUUCUGAAUGAAACGAGUGUUCGGCUUUCUUGGCAACCAAAUUCAAGUCAGAUAGGCAAAAAAGACCCAGUGACUUACAUGGUUGAAUAUUGGCGUCAUGGGUGGAGUGAAUGGCAAAUAGCGGCUUCGUAUGUAAACACGGAAUCAACUAUUAUUUCUGACCUGACCCCGAGCUACACUUACACAUUUUUGGUCAGAAGUGUAACAGGAGGAGGUCAGUCGUUUCCGAGUCCAUGGUCAAAUCCAACAAGGCUGGAGCUUCUAAACAGCAACGUUAUGACGACAAAGAAUCGCUGGCAAACAGACAGAAGGUUUGACAGGCCUACGGUGGCCCUUCUGAGUGCUAAAGCUACUUCGUCAAGGAGCGUCUUGCUGACAUGGCAAGGACUUGAUAACGAGAAUCAAGAAAACGGCGUUCUGGUGUACUGCAUCAGUUACGAAACUACUCAAGGAAAUGCUGAGAAAAAGCCCGCAGCUGUGAGGGUUGCAACCGUCUUAGGAAGUUCAUCUUCCUCGCACCUUGUCAAGGGCUUGGAUCCAUACACCUACUACACCUUCUUCUUGGUCCCUUUCUGGCGCAACAUCGAGGGAGCUCCCACUAACUCGCUGUCGCUCACCACUCCCGAGGAUAUUCCUUCGGCUGCUCCUCAACAAGUUUUACUAUCGAAAAGAAGCUCUUCGGAGGCUUUGGUGACUUGGGAAGAAGUUGAUCCCGAUCAUAUACCAGGGAGACUUUUAGGUUACGCAGUCGUGGUCUCGUGCAACGGGUCCGUGCAGGACCACAACGUCACCACUCAUUGGCUUGAGCUGAAAAACUUGGUGUCAGGCUGCCUCUUAACAGCGCGUGUCGCUGCCAUGACAAGUACUGGCAUCGGACCGUUCUCGGCACCCACGCUACUGCAACUGGAGGACCAACCGACGUACACGAACGAUGAACCGGCAAUUAAACAGGACGCAAUGACGCCGAAUCACCACAUGUGGCUAAUCUAUGUUCUAAUUCCGUUGUUAGUUUUGAUAAUACUUGGUUUAGUUUUAUAUUUAAGAGGAUAUGUCAAAUGUCAGAAAUCCCCCGAUAGACAUUCUCAUUCAGAUAAAUGUCGUGAUCACUCCAUCUGCUCAUCUCAUUGUCAUGUUAACAUGUACGGAGAGCAUCACAAGACCUGGUCUGCCAUCGACACUCCACGCAUGCAGCCAAACGCUUGUCUUCUAAGACACAAUCAUUACGUGAACGACUAUGCAGAGCCUAACAAUCUUGUGCCGUCCGAUGGAUCUCAGGUGGAAGCCUAUACUACCACUGCUCUCAUGGCACCCACCUCCCCCCAUCACGAGCUACCAGGCCCUGGGCAGUGGACAGCUUUCCUUCCACCUCCUCCACCAUCAUGUCCGCCUCCUCCUUUAUGUCAGUACAGUGGCAGUGAAGGCACCACGUGUAGUAGCAGUCAUAGUAGUAGUGAUAGUUAUCAUAGAGGCUUCCAAAACAGGCAGCCAGUGGGAGUGGAACUCUGUUCUGAAGCGUCGUGUCCAGUGUACUCCAGUGGCAGUUGUGGAGGCUACAAACGCCCCUGUGAUGAGGCUUCAGAGCACACAUACGAAGCCUACAACCAGCGACCAUCUCACGGUGCCUACACUGAAACUCACAACCUUGUGGGUUGCCCUGAUUCUCAUCGCACUGUAAUGCACUACAGCCCCACGUCUUCCAACGCCAGCAGUCAGCGGGGGAGGCACGUUCCAGACAAUCAUCCUCCCUACAAACCUGAUGUUCCGGAAAGCAUUCCGCUCCGGAAAAGUCCUGUAGAUGAUUCUUUCCCAACAUUCAGUUCUCUGCACGCUGCUCCUAAAAGCUUACAUAGAUCAGACCAGAGACUUUAAAGCGUCAAUGAUUGUAAUUAAUAUCAAUAAUCUAGUUUCGAUACGAUUUCAUAAUAUACAAUAAGCGAGCUUUAAUACCUGUUGAUAACCAUUAGUCAGAGGAAGGAUAUCAUGAAAAUACUGAUUCUGUGCGAUUAAUGCAUUCAAAACUCAAUUAUUAUUGUACUAUGUACUUGGUGCUCGUUUAUGUUACGAAUGUUCGUUUUAAGCGAUGAUCAGCUAUAAAAAGUGCCUCUUAAUGUUUUAUUGUUAUUUACUGUUGUGUAUAUAUUUCAUCACUGUUGGCACCGCUGAUUUCUUCGCGUUGUUAGUUUAUGAAUCCCGUUGUCUUGUGGAGAAUCUGUUGCUAUCGUACUGUGAGAAAUUGCUAUCGUACUUUGAAAAAUUUCAAACCUAAGAAAGGAAUGCAUACUUGUUUCAUUAGGUAAUCUUUAUAUACCUAUCAUAACCUGUUUCAGUUUUUUCCAGACAGAUUAUCACGAUUAUUCUUAAAUAAAGGAAAAUUUUCGACCUUUGUUAUCUGAUGGCAUUUGAUUCUCGGAAAUUUCAUUCAAGCUGUUUUGGUCAUAUGGUUAUUAGUUUCGAAAAAGUGAGUUAUUUCUAGGAGUUUAAACUAAUUUUUAAUUAGUUCGAUUUAUGCUAUGUUUAAAUUUAUUUUCCAAACCAAACCUGCACAUUACUCUGCCAAAAUGCUUGGCCUUUCUAAAUGGUUUGGCGAGUCUCACUUUUUCUACGCUUUAAAUCGUUGAGUUAUAUUGAACUUUUCAUUGGAAACUUUAUAUUGCUUGGUAAAUGAAGUUUAGCGUGAGAUUUAGACUUAUCUCGAAAAUAAACCAAGAAGAAAAGUAAUAAUUGAAAACAGUGUUUUUUAUUGGCAGUGCGUAGGGUAUUUAUCGAAAAGAACCCAAUUGUAUUUCAUGUCACAAAUUAACUUCUGUGACACAUUUUCUGCGCGCCUUUUGUUAAUAAAAAAAUUGGUGCAUCAAAUUGAUGAAAUUCAGAAUAGGUUUUCUCAAGCCAUGAACGAAUUCUCAUCGUAAUUAAUCCCGCAGUUUCUUAUAGCUUAGUCGUCAUUUUUCAACUGUUUCUGCCAUUCUCGAUUUCAAGCAUCGCAACAUCAAAAAUAAUAGGCUUUGGUGCUCUGUUCGCGGCGCGUGUGAGUUAAUUUUGCUUCUGAUAAUGAAUCUGAUAGAUAAUGAUGCUUCUGAUAAUGAAUCUUGCUGCUAUAGUUCUUCUUAUAACCUCAAUUAAAAAAACGUUAUUCAAAACUUUUUCAAGAUUUUCCUCUGUCGUUGCGAUUGAUAAUCCCGUUUCAAUACUUGUAUUAGAGAAAGUUGAACAACUCAAUUGAAUGUAUUAGCUUUUAUCUUUUGUAAGAGCGGAAUUUGUAGUUUUAUUGGACGGGUUCAUUAGCUGUAGGAUUUUGUAAUACGUGUGAGCGCUCCUGGCGUCUGAAUCUAAGUCAUUUGUAAAGAGAUAUUUAUUUUUUAUAAAAUAUAAAUUUGAAAGGAAA
Messenger RNA from Hyalella azteca, 5391 nucleotides. Its product is annotated as roundabout homolog 1-like. The transcript has 4 exons. Gene Ontology annotation, molecular function: protein binding. Bases 417 to 3878 code for a protein of 1153 amino acids. NCBI's taxonomy places the organism in Eukaryota, Metazoa, Arthropoda, Malacostraca, Amphipoda, Hyalellidae. The record is from RefSeq and is a predicted model, not a curated record.